Messenger RNA from Lachancea nothofagi CBS 11611, 1206 nucleotides. The record is from the annotation of a GenBank genome assembly. Lineage: Eukaryota; Fungi; Ascomycota; Saccharomycetes; Saccharomycetales; Saccharomycetaceae.
AUGCAUCAUGCGCUCGUCAAAAUAUUCCCUACCUUCCACGGGUAUGUUGACUCCACCACCGACGUGCUCCUCAUCUUGCAAGCUGUACUGGAUGGCGAACUCACCGCCGUGUCCCGCAGACCAUACGAAAUCGAGCGCUCUCAGCUCAUAGCCUCUGGGAAUGUGUUUGUCUUCAUAGAGGAAAUCUCGGGCAUCCGUCGCUGGACCGAUGGUAUGUCCUGGUCGCCCUCGCGGAUUCUUGGCAAGUUCCUCGUGUAUCGCGAGCAAGAAAAGCACAAAUCUUCUCAAUCCUCGGCCGCGCUCAUGAAUCCUCGACCAGUGUCACCUUCGUCGGCUGCUGCGUGUCCUCUUCGUACCGGUGGUCUAAUCAAAAAAUCCAUGUCUUUGCACUUGUACGAUGCCCUGCACCAACAGCGGCAGACUGUGCAUUUAAUCUCCUACUACACCAAGUAUGACUGCGAUUCCGGCAAGCUCAAAUCCCCCUCUUCAGACCCAUUUUUCGGUUCCAUAAGGCCCUGCCCUCAGCUCAUCGAUGCGCUGGAUUCGACUACUGUGGGAGGAGGUUCUCGAAAUAACAACGUGUCACAUAAUUUGAACGGUAUAACAGGCCUUUGUAAACGUGAGGAAGAUGCCUCACAAAUGCUACCACCUGCUUCUCCUUUUUCUUACUCUCAACCAUGCCUUCCAAAAUUACUUCAGCAUUCAGCAUCUUGGCCUGUACACUUUCAUACCGAUCGUGCGGAUUCCAAUUCACUAGCGAAUAGUCAGGGUACCUCUAGGUUCCAGUUCUCUACCGAAGGGACGCCUUUGUCAUAUUAUCAUUCAUAUGAUAAUAUCCCGCCUCUUGCAUCCCAUAAAUCGGGAGCAAAUUCUGUCUUUGGGCCCAUGGAACGUCCACCGCCUCCUGCAAUGAAGGCAGGCGGUCCUAUUUACCUCCCUCCCCCAGUACAGUCCAUAUACCUGUCAAUAUCACCCGCGGCGCCAUACGAAGACCAUGUUAUGCCGCAUGCUUUCUUAAAUUAUCAACAUUGUCAAGAGCAGCAGCCACGUAUGCAGCUUUGCGAUGGCGCACAAUCUCCUAACCCAUAUCAGAAGCAUUCCUUCUUACCGCUUCAGGCAAAACCUGCAUCUUGUUUGGGAGUAGAGCUUCCGCCAGUGGCUCAUAUCACCGGUCAGCUGCGAAUGGAUCAAUACCCAAUUGGCUGA